CCUGCAUAUAUAAGACACGCAAGGUUGUAAACAUAAAGAUAAGGGACUGGCAACCAAAAUAUUGAAAUGGACAUUGGUGUUCUACUUUGCAUAACUUUAGGCCUAGUUUGUCCGCCGGACUGGGAACACCAUGACAACAGCUGUUAUUACUUUAGUAACGAUACCCUUCCAUGGGAUGGCGCACAGGACUAUUGUCAAGAAUUUGGAGGUUACUUGGCUGAAUUAACAACCACAGAUGAAAACAAUUACAUAGAACACAUGUCGAAACACUACUAUCAUCCAAACAGUACCGCACAAGGGGAUUAUAUUUAUGGAUACUGGACCGGAGGGGUAAAAAACCGGACAGAUGGCUAUUGGUAUUGGAACGGUAGUGGACAAAAGAUCACGUUAUUUAACUGGGCUAAACCUGAACCAAAUGACCUUGCCGGAAAAGAAAACUGCAUUCAUAUAAAUUCAAAUGAAGGGUUCAAAUGGAAUGAUUAUGUGUGCGCACAGAAUGAGUAUUUCAUUUGCGAGAAAAGACAAGCACGUUACUGCCCAGAAGUAAUAGGAUAAAUGGAUAAUAUUGCAAAAACUGUAGUCACGUAUUUUUUUAGUAUUGAGAUUAAAGAUGUAUUUACGAUAAAGAA
Messenger RNA from Mytilus trossulus (common blue mussel), 629 nucleotides. Its product is annotated as perlucin-like protein. The transcript is spliced from 5 exons. The record is from RefSeq and is a predicted model, not a curated record. NCBI's taxonomy places the organism in Eukaryota, Metazoa, Mollusca, Bivalvia, Mytilida, Mytilidae. Bases 67 to 555 code for a protein of 162 amino acids.